AUGCCCGUCAACGACUACGGCGUUUGGAAGGGGAUGCCCGUUCAUUAUGAGUAUGAAGACCGUUACGAAGACCCAAAGUCCCCACAUCUAUCGCUCUACUACCAUGAUAACCACGAGAUGGAGCCACAAUUUGACCGCCAGUUUCGUCAGAAACACAAACACAAACCUCCAAAUAAGUCUAGGCCGAAGGAAAUUCCUGGGCUCUUCCGCGCUGCGAUCAAUAUCAAAUCUGUUGAUCGGGAUUCUCGACUUGCUUACUGGGUGAAUUAUAACAUCGUUGAGCACCCAAUUGUCCAAAAGCUAGCCGACCUGGAUUUCGGCUUUCACUCUCUCGAGGAGCUUGAUGGCCAAGGACUAGACUAUAUCCGAUCUGGCCUGUUUGAUACUAAGAGUGGUCGUGUGCUUCCCCAUGACAUUCCCGGCCCAAACAAUGAUAUUAUUGAUGUCUUGGUGCCUGAAAUCCAGCAAUCAAUUGAGAAACAGGCAGAUAUUUACAUUUUUGGCUCCUGUUUCAAUACAAGAAAUGGAAUGCACAAUGUGCACAUGAACCAGGGCAACAUAGAGAAAUUCCGUCAAGAUGAUGGAAUUUUCCAGGAUGGAGGCCUUCUCAUCCAUUAUAAGGACACCGGUCUAUGGACUGGGCUUUUUCUCGCUUUUGCAUCACAAGCUAUGCACACUGACAACAGGACCGGUCAUGCUAUAUCGCCACUGACAUGGGGCGCAUUCCUACCCAAAGAACUCACUGAGAAUUCAGUUGCUAUCAAGGAAGCAUUUAUCAAAAAGCGGAAAUCAGUCACUCUUGCGAACCUUACAAGCCACAAGGUAUCCCUGACAUCGUGGCAACUGCAUAACUCAGCUGGUCAAGUUCAAGGGCUUCCUGGUGAUGCAGCUUUGAACUCCAUGGCUACCAGAAGCUUUGAAGUACCAAAUCUCCCACUCUCAGACGACGGUGACACUAUUACUCUUCUUAAUGAACAUGGGUUGAAGGUUGAUGGCCUCCCGUCCCCCAAAGGUCCCAACAGCCCCGUUGCUCGGCACGAAGCCGCAUUGUUGACAGAGGCAAAAAAUCAUCUGAUAGAAUUUGGCGGCAUGCGUCGAAGCGAAGACUUUAACCGCAAUAUCCUCCCGCUCUCGCGUCCACUGAUCCAGGCCAUCGGUCAUCGAAUGGCGUUAGAAGCAGCGAAGGGGACAAACAUUGACUCCAAGCUUCGCGCUCUCUACGAAAGCGGUGUUAUUCUGGAAGAUUCCGCAUGGUACACGGAGCAGGGAGGCAUCAGCCGGAGAGCCCAGAGGGAGAUGGAAGCCCAAGCUGCCGAUGCAUUACUCCCAAACCUAGAAAAGCUGGUAUAUGAAACAGGAGCGGCCAUACAGUAG
Messenger RNA from Aspergillus pseudoviridinutans, 1374 nucleotides. RefSeq names its product putative acyl-CoA oxidase. The transcript has 2 exons. Bases 1 to 1374 code for a protein of 457 amino acids. The record is from RefSeq and is a predicted model, not a curated record. NCBI's taxonomy places the organism in Eukaryota, Fungi, Ascomycota, Eurotiomycetes, Eurotiales, Aspergillaceae.